Bolinopsis microptera is the source of this 1223-nucleotide messenger RNA. RefSeq names its product retinol dehydrogenase 12-like. The transcript is spliced from 3 exons. NCBI's taxonomy places the organism in Eukaryota, Metazoa, Ctenophora, Tentaculata, Lobata, Bolinopsidae. The coding region runs from base 68 to 1060 and encodes 330 amino acids. The record is from RefSeq and is a predicted model, not a curated record.
AUAAUUUCCUUACUUCCCCUUUUACACUGAUUAUACAAUUAAGGAUGGCCACUAAUUAAAUACUAUCAUGAGUGACAGAGGCUACCUUUCUUAUCUGGUUACUGGUGCCUCAUAUGCCUUGGCUGGUACUGUUGUUCUAUGUGCAGUGGGAGCUUUAGCAGCAAGAAGAAAAUUGAAACCAAAGAACUGUUGGAACAAUCAGAAGACACUUGAUGGUUUAACUGUGUUGAUAACAGGAGGUAACAGUGGUCUUGGAGCUGCUGCAGCAAGAGAGCUUGCUCGCAGGAAUGCCAAUGUUAUAAUAGCAUGCCGUACACUUGAUAAAUCUAUGGCUGUUAUAAAAGAAGUAAGGGCAGAAUUUCCUGAAAGCCCAGAGAUUAAAUAUGGGCACCUUGAUCUCUCUUCCCUUGCUAAAACUAAAGAGUUUGUUGAUGAGUUGACAGUGGACAAAGUGGACAUUCUUAUCAACAAUGCUGCUCUCUGGGGAAGUCCUGUUCCUGAAAGUGUAGAUGGUUUGGAGCAAACAUUUGCUACCAAUUACUUGGCUCACUUUUAUCUCACCAAUCUUAUGAUUCAGAAAUAUUCACUGCAAAAAGUUAUCAAUGUUAGCUCUGGUCUGUACACUCGAGGAAAAAUAGAUCCGUACGAUUUGGAAAAGCUUAUUAAAGUACCAGAAGUUUUAGAUAAAGAUAUGUACCGAAGCCUUUAUUCGACUAGUAAGCUUGCUCAAAUAUAUCACAGCAAGGAACUAGCUAUAAAGCAUCCUGAAAUACAAUCAUUAUCCCUUCAUCCUGGUCUUUGUUAUACCAGUCUUGCUCGUUAUGUCAAACCACAGAGCUUUAUUUUGUCUAUUCUGGGUCGAGUACUACCCUUGAUAAUCAGGACUCCAGCAGAAGGGGCUCAGACUCAUGUGUAUUGCUCUGUUGAGGAUGGGUUAGAGAGUGGCCAGUAUUAUGGGGAUUGUAAGAAGAAUGCCCUUGAGGAUGUUGCAUGUAAUUCUAACAUUCAGAAAAAGCUCUGGGAAUUCUCCGAGGACUUGAUUCUGCAGAAAACUUCCUGAGCUUGUUAUAUUGACUCCAUGUGAUCCCGAAGAUAAAAUACUGAGAAGUCUGCAUAUUUAUUUACUCGGAUAAGCAGAUUUAAAUACAAAUGGUGUGACCCUCAAACGAGAAAACAAUGAGUUUAAAAUGAUCAACAGAUUGCUUUGCUAAAUUUUGUGUGUA